Messenger RNA from Letharia lupina, 648 nucleotides. RefSeq lists its product as uncharacterized. Gene Ontology annotation, cellular component: SNARE complex; ER to Golgi transport vesicle membrane; endoplasmic reticulum-Golgi intermediate compartment. NCBI's taxonomy places the organism in Eukaryota, Fungi, Ascomycota, Lecanoromycetes, Lecanorales, Parmeliaceae. Gene Ontology annotation, molecular function: SNAP receptor activity. Gene Ontology annotation, biological process: endoplasmic reticulum to Golgi vesicle-mediated transport; vesicle fusion with Golgi apparatus; retrograde vesicle-mediated transport, Golgi to endoplasmic reticulum. The record is from RefSeq and is a predicted model, not a curated record. Bases 1 to 648 code for a protein of 215 amino acids. The transcript has 2 exons.
AUGGUCAAAUCAACACAGAUAGCCAGGAUCGAUGGCCUCCUGCUCGCAGCCACCGUUGACGACGAGCAAGCGGAGACCGAGCUUGCAGAUCCCAAAGCAAAUGCGAAGAUGAUCAUACGGCGGCUGAACCGCAAUUCUGAGCCUCAGGCCAGCAUAGAAGCUGGCAAAUACACUCUGCACUAUUUGAUACAAGACCAACUCUGCUUCCUCACCAUCUGCGACCAUUCCUACCCCCGCAAAUUAGCCUUCACCUACCUCUCCGACCUAGCCACCGAAUUCACAACCACGUACUCCUCCUCCCAAUACCUCUCCCCCACCUGCCGCCCUUACGCUUUUGUCGAAUUUGACACUUUUAUGCAGCGCACAAAGAAGACCUACCAGGACAGCCGCGCGAGUCAGAACCUGGAUAAACUGAAUGAUGAGCUGAGAGAUGUGACGAAGGUCAUGACAAAGAACAUUGAGGAUUUGCUGUAUAGAGGGGACAGUUUGGAGCGGAUGGGUGAGAUGUCAGGGAGGUUGAAGGAAGAUAGUAAGAAGUAUAGGAGGGCGGCAGUCAGGAUUAACUGGGAGUUACUGCUUAAACAGUAUGGACCGUUUGUGGGGGUGGGAGUGAUGAUGAUUGUACUCAUAUGGUGGAGAUUCUUUUGA